Messenger RNA from Anopheles nili, 2155 nucleotides. It is a transcript of the gene mIF2, whose product is annotated as translation initiation factor IF-2, mitochondrial. The transcript is spliced from 2 exons. Gene Ontology annotation, molecular function: translation initiation factor activity; GTPase activity; GTP binding. The record is from RefSeq and is a predicted model, not a curated record. Gene Ontology annotation, biological process: translational initiation. Bases 1 to 2070 code for a protein of 689 amino acids. Lineage: Eukaryota; Metazoa; Arthropoda; Insecta; Diptera; Culicidae.
AUGAGGAUUACCAGCUAUGAGUUGCUGCAAUCGAGCUUAUCCUCCAUCGAGGCCAUUACCCGUGUUCACCACCGACAGAUGCAGUUUAGUGCAGCUCUCUGGAAGCGACGCAAAACGGCCGAAGAGAAACACGCGAUCGAGUUCGCACCAAAGAAGAAGAACAAACCACAGAUGUUGGGUGUGGUGGACAUCUGGAGGAACAUGACCGUAGCGGAUUUGGCCCAAUCAUGCCAGCUCGAGCUGGAACACAUCCAGGAGGUGAUGCUGUACGUGAAGGGCGCCAGCAAUAUUGACGCGCGAGCCCGGCUCGAGGAUCCAAAGCUUAUCAAGGACAUCGCCGCCAAGUGUGGCCUACGCACCAAAAUCGUGGCCACCCCGGUUGAUGAAGAGGAUGAAGUGAUCAAGGACCGAGACGUGGUGCCGAGGCCACCGGCACCGGCCGAACACCUCCAAGAUCGCCCGCCAGUGGUAACGGUCAUGGGCCAUGUGGACCACGGCAAGACGACACUGCUGGAUUCGUUGCGUGGUGCAUCGGUAGCGGCAAGUGAAGCUGGAGGCAUCACGCAGCACAUAGGCGCGUUCACGGUGGAGCUGAGCAACGGCGAGAAGGUCACGUUCCUUGAUACACCCGGCCACGCCGCGUUCAGUGCGAUGCGGGCCCGUGGAGCCAACCUGACCGACAUCAUCGUGCUCGUGGUGGCGGCCGAGGACGGCGUGAUGGAGCAAACCAAAGAGGUGCUGCGGCUGGCCAAGGAACAAUCCGUUCCGAUCAUUGUGGCCGUCAAUAAGAUCGACAAACCGGGCGCCAAUAUCGACCGCGUGAAGAAAGAACUCUCCCAGCACGGGCUUCAGCUGGAAGGCUACGGUGGGGACACGAUUGCUGUGGGUGUUUCAGCGCUUCACGGCACGAACCUGGAGGAGCUGACGGAGGCCGUCAGCACGCAGGCUACGCUGAUGGGACUGAAGGCGGAAUACACAGGCCUGGUGGAGGGAGUCGUCGUAGAGUCGAAGGUCGACUCGCAUCGCGGUAAGCUCUCCACGGCCAUUGUGUCGCGGGGUACGCUACGAAAGGGUGCGGUGUUGGUCAGCGGACAGGCGUGGGCGAAGGUGCGUGGCCUGUUCGAUCAUGCCGGACAACCGAUCGCGGAAGUGAGCCCGGGUAUGCCGGUGGAGAUCCUGGGUUGGCGGGAGCUUCCGGUUGCCGGUGAUGUGAUCCUGGAAGUGGAAUCGGAACGGAUAGCUAGCUCGGUGUUGAGGUGGCGUGCGAACCAGGCCAUGAAGGAAAAGGCAUUGAACGAUGCGGAGGCCAUUAACCAGAAGCGCAAGGAACAUGAUGAGCAGUAUCGGGCGGAGCGUGAUAAGGCGCGCUUGAGCGGAUUUUACCGACGCAAGCAGCAAGGCCCACGGCAGAAGGAGUCGAGUGCCGAUGAUGGGAAGCCGCGGAUAAACGUGAUCGUGAAGGGCGACGUGCACGGCUCGGUGGAAGCCAUCUUGGACGUGCUGGAAACGUACGACGACAACGAGCGCUGCCGGUUGGACGUCAUUCACUACGCCGUGGGGGCGGUGAAUGAGAGUGACCUGGAGCUGGCCAGGUUGUUCGAUGCCAUCGUGUACGCGUUUUCAGUACCCGUCCCGAGCAAGGGCGUAAAAGGUGUCACGAUCCGGCCGGUGGACAUUAUCUACCGGUUGGUGGACGAUCUGAAGAAGGAGAUCAACACCAAGCUACCGCUGGUAGACCGCGAGGAGGAAGUCGGUGAGGCGAACGUGCUGCAGUUGUUCGACAUAAACGAUGGCCGGCGGAAGGUUACUGUGCUGGGGAGUCGGUGCACCAAGGGGGUGUUGAAGAAAGCUCUCAAGUUUAAGGUGAAGCGCAAUGGGGAGAUACUGGCAGAGGAGCUGGCCCUGGAAUCGAUGCGCCACCUGAAGAACGAGGUGGAUAGCAUUAAGAAGGACGUUGAGUGUGGGUUGCGGCUGAGUGAUCAGGCGCUGGAACUGAAAACGGGCGACACGCUCGUUUGCUACCAAAUCAAUCGCGUCCCGCAGGAGACGGAGUGGGAUCCUGGGUUUUAGAAUGUCCACCAUGCAUAGGCAACACGAUUUGGAACUGAACUGUGCAACAAUAGUUAAGUAAAAGGUGUAGCGCCCAUCGAGGAGC